AUGGCUAUUGUGCUCGCAUUUCACAUCUACAUCGUCAGGUGCUCGAAUGGACCUAUUGUGUUUUCUGGCGAGAUCGUGCAAGAUCGGCUUGAUCCACUAUGUGAGUCUCGAAAAGAAUUUGGCCAGAGACGCAAGUUGCCCAACCGAUCUUUGGAUCUCUUUCAGGUUCCUGGGGCUUCUCAGAUCGAAAGUCAUUGUACAUUUAUUGAGGUUAGCUUCGAUACUCCUAGCGAUCUUAGUCAAGCUAGAGGAUGUGCAGAGGACAGCUUUCAGGUUACGCUAUGGACACUAAGAGUAUGUGGUUAUGUCGUUGGAGUGAUGAAUGCUCUUGCUAUAUUCAUGGACUACCUGAACAGAAUCUUUCGGCCGUAUCUGGAUCGAUUUGUCAUAGUAUUGAUUGAUGACAUACUGAUAUACUCUAAGAGUCGGGAAGAACACGCAGAACAUUUGAGAGUGGUAUUGGCAGUUCUCAAAGAGCAUCAACUAUAUGGGAAGUUGUCUAAAUGCUAG
Molecule: messenger RNA, 510 nt
Organism: Vigna unguiculata (cowpea)
Lineage: Eukaryota; Viridiplantae; Streptophyta; Magnoliopsida; Fabales; Fabaceae
Source: RefSeq, a predicted model, not a curated record